AUGACAUGCGACAAUGACGAAUACAACGACCCUUACAAGAUCGAUAUAAACUUAGAGGACGACGAAGAUGACAUGCGUAAGCAUCAUUUCGAAAAAGGCCUUAGCGCACUCUUAGCCGACGAGAAUUUUCUACUCCUUUACGUGCCGGAAGAUGGAGGGCGAAUGGAAGUUGUACGUCCUGCCAGUGAUUCAUACCAUCGAAAACGCAUGAUCAAAAGGAUCAAUGAAACGAAACGCGGCGUUCCAUCAUUUUACUACGCAUUGUCGCAUCUUUGGGGGCUUAAAAAAGACAACCGGUUCUUGUGGAAGGGUAUCAGAAAACACGUGGAUGACGAAGAAGGACAACCCAUGAAACCUGUUUCCAUGCGACCUGAGAAACGACAUACAUUGUUGUCAAUGCUCAGAGAUCAUCCUGACAGCUAUUGGUGGAUUGACGUUUUAUGUGCACGUACCGAUACGCCAUUGGAUAUCAUGGGAGAUAUUUAUGCAUGCUGCCUUGAAUGCAUCGCCCUGAUUGACUGUGAACCUGCUCUGAUAUCAAACAUUCACAAAAAUUUGGAUGCGGUAGAGAAACUCGAGAAAUUAUUGACGCGCAAACUACGACGAUCCCCAACAAACAAGGAGUUGCAUAAAACCAAGGCUCCCCAACUCAUUGAUCUCUUGGAUACAUUCUUCCAAUGUGAAUGGUGGCAACGUGUAUGGACCUGGCAAGAGCUGGCUCUACCUCUUGGAGAGGUGCGAUUCAUGGCUGAAACAGAGACUCACAGACUCCAAACAACCAACACAAUUACUACGGAUGACUUAAAGGGAAUUAACCUCUUACUCCAAUCGCUGCUAACCAGUUGGCCAGAAUAUGUCAGGUUUGCGACAUCCUACGAAGCCUGUAAAAGACUCAGUGGCGCAUUUGCUGCUAGAACAUGCAACGCUUAUCAUAUAUAUAUGACCCGAAGUGAGAUAUUGUAUAAUACAAUGGUACCAUUGAUGCUUUCCGAGCGACGAUGUUAUGAUCCAUGUGAUUAUGUUUAUGGUGUGCUCGGAAUGCUACGAAUCAAAAUCCCAAGGAUGACCGAUCCUAAUGAUGUUUGGCGCCAUUUCUUGUCCAAGCUGGAUGAUUUAGCUCCGCUUGACUCUGGACGAUGGAUGGACUAUGCAGACGAAAUCGAUUUGCGAAAAGUUGAAAAUAUUGGCGUCAUAUACAGCAAGUUGGCCGAAAUUGGUAAAGUGACAGAAUAUGUGUUGCAAAACACUUAUGUAGAAGUCAAUUAG
This is a messenger RNA of Lichtheimia ornata, 1266 nucleotides long. RefSeq lists its product as uncharacterized. The record is from RefSeq and is a predicted model, not a curated record. Lineage: Eukaryota; Fungi; Mucoromycota; Mucoromycetes; Mucorales; Lichtheimiaceae. The transcript is spliced from 3 exons. Bases 1 to 1266 code for a protein of 421 amino acids.